CAUCAACAACCCUUUUUUCCCCUCCCCAGAUGAUGAGAAGGCUGCCGAGCGCGCUGCACUCCGCCGUGCGUUUGUUUCCCUCUCAGCUACAAAGUGCCCAAAGCACCGAUCCGUUCCGAGCCGAACCAAGCCAAGCCGAGCCACGGCGUGCGUCUGCGCCCCCCGCCUCCUCCACCACCACCACUACCACCACCACCCACCCUCGCCUCGCCGCCUCCGACCGCCGUUUCUUUGGCAAUGGAGCCGUAACCAACCUCAGUGUGCUUAACUGAGCCGAGCGUGUGAACUAGCAGCGGAUACGAGGAGACAGCUGAGACCAAGCGGCUAUGGAGGAGAAGCGCAGGGAGGCUGGAGUCUAGACUGCACGCAAAUCAACAGACCCACUUGUCCGGAUUACUUUUUGCAACAUUUGAACUCUAUUAUUACUAUUAGAACAGGGAUUUCCUUUUUUUUUUCUCGUGUGAUCAUCUUAGGGUAUCAUUGCACGGCGAGGAUGCAGGGGAAGGAGGCGAGCUUUUGCACGGGAUGCUGGAGACUAACGCUGCUGUCGUGCGUCCUGGCUCUGCACUUGAUCCCGCUGUCUGUCCAUGGUAACGUUAUCGGGACCAAUGCCACAGAGCCGGACAGCAUGGUCAAUGUUACCUCCCUGCUUAAUGAGGAAGAGGAGCCUGUCAAGGUCAACGAGAUGAGCAUCUCAGCCAGUCCCGACAUGAUCAGCACUGUGACCCCGAGGGUGGGCCGGAUCCCCCAUGCCGGCGAGGAGGAGGAGCAGAGCAGCGGCAUGUUCGGUGAAGCGGUGGUUCCUACGGAGGAAGUGGGUGUUGCAGCCCCGCCCCAGCUUAGCCCUGAUUCAGCUGAGACAGAGCACCUGCUGCCUAGCAACCCACGGGGUCCGGAAGUCAUGGAGGGCGAUGAGAAGGAGGAGAAGGAGGAGAAGGAGGAGGAGGAGGAGGAGCGUCUGCAACACACCGACCCGCCUUGGAUCCACGCCAAGGACACAGCUGUGUUUGACCUGGAUCACCUUUUCACCACUACUACUACUGCCCCACCCUCGGCCGCCACCAACCCCUCUAACCCUGACGUCCUCCAUGUGGACUUCUUCGACCCUGCCUCUCGUGGGCGCAGCCUCGACCUGGACCCGCCCUCUCCUUCAUCACUGGCCCAUGAGCUGCAAGGUGGUGACCCGACCUCCUGGGCGAUGCCGGACAACUACGACUACCUCACACCCUACGAGGCUGGCGUGUCCCCCACUGCUGAUGAGUACACCUACAGCACCACAACCGACGCCUACGAGAGUGACGAAGACCUCCGGCUCCCCGCUGGGUCUCCAGCUCGCUCCAGGCCCCGGGUCCCCGGGUCCGGCUCCUUCAUACCUGGAGCGGCACUUCCUGGCGCAGGAGCUCCGGUACCAAACGUCCCUGCGGUAGCUCCUCCAGCGGCCUCACCGGUGGACGGGUCAGACGGGAUGGGUGGAUGUCGUGUGGGCUACCAGAUGGUGAACGGAAGUUGCCGCUCGCCCUGCGACAUGCUGCCCAACUACUGUUUCAACGGGGGACAGUGUUACCUGCUGGAGGGCAUGGGAGUCUUCUGCAGAUGUAACGUCCAGGAUUACAUCUGGCACAAGGGUGCUCGCUGCGAGUCGGUGGUGACCGAGUUCCAGGUGAUGUGUCUGGCUGUGGGCGCCUCAGCUCUGGUGGUCCUGCUGCUCUUCAUGAUCAUCGUCUGCUUCGCCAAGAAGCUCCACGUGCUCAAGACGGAGAACAAGAAGCUGCGCAAGCGCAGCAGUAAGUACCGGCCUACAUCGGAGCAGCACAAUGAUAAUUUCUCGCUGUCCACCAUCGCUGAGGGCUCCCACCCAAAUGUAAGGAAACUGUGCGACACCCCUCCUAACGUCCCUCAUGCCCGUGCAUUGGCUUACUAUGAUAACAUUAUCUGUCAGAAAACCAUGAGCAGAUACACCUGGGAGUGUAAGACCAAAGAGGAGUCCGACUGUGAGGAUGAUCCUAAUUCCCAGAACAAGCUGGAGGACCCGGUGAAGGCCCCGCCCAAGGAGGACGACUCCCUCAACAUCCACAACUCUCUGACCCCCAAACACGAGAACCACAAGGUCCUGGGCGAGGAGAACUCCUCGGAGGUAAACUCACUGCAGAACAACAUGAUGUGAAAACAAAACAAAAACAAAACGACCCCAGCAACCUGACAACACCACACCGAAUACGACAAGGUGCGCCGGCAACGGGAGCCCCCAAAUCCCUCCCUGCUCUCCGUCUGUCUGCUGCCGAGUGCGCCUAACCGGUCAACCAACCAACCAACCAACCAACCAGCCUGCCAGCGUACCAGCCAACCAACCCAGUCUGCAACCGUCUCCGACACGGCAACACUGCCACCAAGCGGCCCGGGCCGCUGCAAAAAAACGUACACCGCCACCACCGCCGCCGCCACUGCCCCUGCUGAGAGUAACAGCCCCACCCCCACCAGCCUCACUCUGCCGCCGCCUUGCAACCCCUUACAUCCACUCACGCCCCUGUUUCGCAGCCCCGCCCCCCUUGUUGCUGUCACUCUACUCCCCCUUAGCUCUCUUACCUGCACGCACACACACGCACACACACACACACACACACGGAGCAUACACAAAUAGUGAAAAGAUGUAAACAUAUACUUAUAUGUAUACACACACACACACACACACACCUUCCCCUGCCUGCAUUGGUGUAUUUUGUAAAAAGAAAGAAAUCAUACAGAAGUUUAAAACGUACGUAAAACGUCAUUGUAAAAAAAAAAAGUUAAGAUAAAGCUACUGAGAGGUUUUGAUGUUUGUCUGACUAAUCCAGUGAGUAUGUAUAAAUAUUGGAAAAAAAACAUUUGCUUGGAUUGAUUUAAAAAGAAGCAACACAAUGUGUCUUGGUUUUCAUUGAUGUGAUUUCUAAUCCUUUGAUGUACUUGUUUUUUUUUUGUACUUUUUUGGGACUUCGAACAGAGAAUAAACAAACAAGAUUCAGACAGUUGUUGAAAUAAACCUUUUUAACAUGA
Siniperca chuatsi (mandarin fish) is the source of this 3030-nucleotide messenger RNA. RefSeq names its product chondroitin sulfate proteoglycan 5a (gene cspg5a). The coding region runs from base 494 to 2164 and encodes 556 amino acids. The transcript is spliced from 6 exons. NCBI's taxonomy places the organism in Eukaryota, Metazoa, Chordata, Actinopteri, Centrarchiformes, Sinipercidae. The record is from RefSeq and is a predicted model, not a curated record. Gene Ontology annotation, biological process: nervous system development.